Molecule: messenger RNA, 450 nt
Organism: Camellia sinensis
Lineage: Eukaryota; Viridiplantae; Streptophyta; Magnoliopsida; Ericales; Theaceae
Source: RefSeq, a predicted model, not a curated record
AUGGGUAUCUUCUCAUUGAUGACAGGAAUAGCAGAGCCAAGUUGGUUUGGAUUAGCCUCACCUACUGAACAAGUUACCCAAGGGAUUGGUGCUACCAUCCUCACCGCCAUUGUUACCAGAGAAGCAAGUGGGAUUGGGUUAGAGACAGCAAGAGUGUUAGCUCUGAGGAAUGUCCACGUCAUCAUUGCAGCGAGGAACAUGGAAGCUGCUAAUGAAGCCAAACACCUCAUCCUUAAAGACUACGAAACCGCUUGUGUGGAUGUCCUAAAACUUGACCUCUUCUCAAUCAACUCAAUUAAAGCCUUCGUUAAUCACUUCAACUCUCUCAAUCUUCCCCUCAACAUCUUAAUAAACAAUGCUUGUGUUAUGUUUUGCCCAUACCAGCUAUCUGAAGAUGGAAUUGAGAUGCAAUUUGCAACAAAUCAUCUUGGUAUGUACUACUCUCACUAG